AUGUCGCAACCAAGAGCGAAACCUUGGGAAGUCUCGUCUGGCACUUCGAUGGCUUCUACUACUCCAGCCACAUCUGCCACGGUAUCGGAAUCGGGCGCACCUGCUAUUCCCAGCAAGCCUUCUUCUAUGACGAGCAGUUCGUUGAAUACAGCUUCUGCAGCGAGUACGGGGUUGGCUUCAAACCCCAACACUUUUGGCAACAUGAUGUCCAACUCUUACACGUCGCCCUACUCUUCCGGAUACGGUUCCGCGGGUGGUUAUGGUGCAUACAGCGGUUACGGAGGAUAUGGGUCCUCUGGAUACGGCGGUUUGGGUGGGUUUGGAUCAAGCUCGUAUGGUGGUUAUGGUGGUGGAAUGUACGGGUCUAGGUAUGGCGGUGGCUAUGGUGGGAUGUAUGGGAACAACAUGAUGAACAUGGGCAACGGCAACGAGCUCGGGGGUUUGGCGCAGAACUCUGAGGCAACUUUCCAAUUGAUAGAAUCGAUGAUCGGUGCUGUUGGUGGUUUUGCGCAGAUGCUGGAAUCGACAUAUUACGCUACACACAACUCUUUCUUUACAAUGAUAUCCAUGGCAGAACAGUUUUCGCAUCUGAAGAAUGCACUUGGAUCACUAUUAGGAAUCUUCACACUGAUAAAAUGGGCAAAAAAACUUUUGGGAAGAGCCGUGGGUAUCAAGAAAUCUUUAACGCCAGCAGAAUUUGCCAAGUUCCAGAAAAAACAGCUCAAAGAGAGAGACAACAGCAACAACAGUAACAACAACAACAACAAUCGCAUCUCGUUGAAACCACUGGUGUUCUUUUUAGCUGCUAUCUUUGGACUGCCCUACUUGAUGAACAAGCUCAUCAGACGCCUUGCUCAGGAGCAACAGAAUAGUGUCGCACACCAACUCCGCCCAGACCAGCUGCAAAAUGGUGAACCACAACAACUUCCGCUACAGGCUCAGAAUCAAGCUCAGCAGGUGGACCCUACAAGGCUCGAAUUUGCUCGUGCAUUAUACGACUUCAACCCAGAAAACAACGAGGUUGAACUGGCUCUUAGACGUGGGGACUUGGUGGCCAUCCUUUCAAGAGCAGAUCCACUGACCGGAGAAGAGUCCAAGUGGUGGAAGUGCAGAUCUAGAGACAGCAGAUUGGGAUUCGUUCCGUAUAACUAUUUGGAAGUGAUACAGCGGAACAAAAAUGGCAACGCUAUCCAAAGCAUCACCUCUAACGCUCCACAGGAAACCGCCGCUUCUUCCAAAACCGCCAAAAUCGACGCCGAUGAGUUCAAAAACCUGAAGACAUGA
Messenger RNA from Kuraishia capsulata CBS 1993, 1284 nucleotides. RefSeq lists its product as uncharacterized. Lineage: Eukaryota; Fungi; Ascomycota; Pichiomycetes; Pichiales; Pichiaceae. The coding region runs from base 1 to 1284 and encodes 427 amino acids. Gene Ontology annotation, biological process: protein import into peroxisome matrix, docking. Gene Ontology annotation, molecular function: protein binding. The record is from RefSeq and is a predicted model, not a curated record. Gene Ontology annotation, cellular component: peroxisomal membrane; peroxisomal importomer complex; peroxisome. The transcript has a single exon.